Messenger RNA from Aspergillus bombycis, 2460 nucleotides. RefSeq names its product annexin ANXC4 (gene anxc4). Gene Ontology annotation, molecular function: calcium-dependent phospholipid binding; calcium ion binding. Gene Ontology annotation, cellular component: cytoplasm. Lineage: Eukaryota; Fungi; Ascomycota; Eurotiomycetes; Eurotiales; Aspergillaceae. Bases 1 to 2460 code for a protein of 819 amino acids. The record is from RefSeq and is a predicted model, not a curated record. The transcript is spliced from 2 exons.
AUGUCUCUCCAGCCCGACGACCCACGGUCGCGUGGCCGUUCCAGAUCGCGACAGCGCUCGAGUUCGCGCGCUUCCGCCCUGGGGAAUACGUAUCUGUCUUCCGAACCGACAGACGAAUACCUGCGAGCGAGAUCAAGGAGCCGUGGUUAUCGGACCAGCGCCAGCCAUCUACCCUCUGGCGCCGAUCCGGGCCACUAUACGUAUCUCCGCGACCACAACGACCCCUCACGGUCCCCCAACCUUCGUCCGGUUCGUUACGAUGCUCCCCCGGAUGAUGUCUACUCGGAUUCAGACGACGACGCACUGGCCUAUGGGGACAUUCCUGGCGGACUUGAGCGCGGCUACUAUGGGUACAUGGCUACGCCUCGAACCUCGUCCUCUCAGGUCAACGGUGCCAUGAUGUCUGGCGCGCUGAAUGGUGACAGGCGCGCCGGAAAGGAGCCCACCUCAGGACGUUCCAGCGAGGAAGCGCUAGGCGGUCAUCCCAGCUACGCGAAACCGGGCGCGUUCAAUUAUGCAACCCCCGGUCAAUACCUUCAUGCGCAACCAGACUGGGCGCCGAUCCCAGAGUGUGAGCGUCCCGGGUUCGUACCGCCGUCGUCGCAAGCCGACGAACAAUACAUGCCGGGUGCAUUUCCGCAGCCGGCGACAACCGCUGCGCCGUCGUUUCCGAUGCCUCAGUACGCGAACCUGGAAGCACAGUCGAAUCCGUAUCCAUCCUGGGGGGGUCGCCCCGUCUCAAUGUCGGGCCCUCAUGCGUACGUUCCUACAGUCAGUUCUCCGACCCAUAAGCGCGCUGUAUCAAGCGACGCCACGGCGCAGACCCCGUACGCCAACCCGCCUACUUUCCAGUACGCGCAGGUCGAUCCGAAAGUUCAAUAUACCUCGAAGGGCGCGUCCAAGCAACCUGUGUCGUAUACCGCGGCACCCCAGUACACCAAACCAGGUGAGGCAAAUAGGGGUCAACCGUCGCAGUACGCGAACGUCAAAUACUCCGCCAACCCGCAGUUCUCCAAGACCCCCACCAGUCGUCCGGAAAGCGGACAGCAGUAUGUCGAAAUCGUGCCCGGCGACCGGGCGGGCACUCGUCAGAAGAGUCACUCCGUCUCCUUGGGCAACAAUCUGUCGGUCGCAGGUCCCGACCCCAGCCUUCGACCGGCGAGUCCGAUGCUGGAGCCGUACAAGGGGACGUACCAGAGCAUCUCCCCGAUGCCGUCUCCGAUCGUCAUCCCCUCCAAGCGGGAUGAAGACGUGUCGGACCUCGAGCCCCUAGAUGGCGGCUCCGACUCGAGCGGGCUACGAAAGCAUCGGAGGAAGAAGUCAAAGGACGAGAGGGAACUGAAGGAGCCAAAAAGUGAUCGCUCCAAGCGCGAGAGGAGUCGUGUCCGACCAGAGCGACCUAGUUCGCAAGAACAAGCCGUCAUGCUGAUAGAACCCAGCACACCGCGCAAGAAAGUGUCUUUCUACGACCCCGAACCCGAUGCCAUGGCCAUGCAGGAUGCCUUGUCGCAUACCCGCAGCAUCGAUAGCAAGGCCCUCAUCCGUGUGCUGCCCCAUUUGGCCAGCGAGGAGAUCUUGGACCUCCGGGCGGAGUACAAGAAGCAUGUGAAGCUGCACGGCAAAAGCGUCAACCUGGCCAAGCACAUUCGCCUGAAGCUGGGCAACAGCACCUUUGGCAAGGUGUGCUAUGCGACUGCAUUGGGCCGGUGGGAAUCCGAAGCGUUCUGGGCCAACUGUUACUACCAGUCGAGUACGUCCCGACGCGAGCUGCUGAUUGAGUCGCUGUUUGGGCGGAGCAACAGUGAGAUCCGUGCCAUCAAAGAAUGCUUCCGCGACUCACGGUACCUUGAUAACCUGGAGAAAUGCAUGAAGGCCGAACUGAAGGCUGACAAAUUCCGAACCGCUGUGUUAAUGGCGCUCGAGGGCACCCGGCAGAGUGAACGGGAGCCCCUCGAUGGCGAGUUAAUCGAACGGGACGUCCAAGAGCUGCACAAGGCGUUGGUGUCGCGACAUGGAGGCGAAACCGCCAUGAUUUAUAUCAUUGUUCGCCGGAGCGACUCCCACUUGCGAGAGGUGCUCCGCCUGUAUGAGCGGAUCUACGGCCGGAAUUUCGCCCGUGCUAUGAUUGCCAAGUCGCAGAAUCUGGUGGGCGAAACCCUUGCGCAUAUACUCAACGGAGUUAUCAACCGACCCAUGCGCGACGCUCUCCUUCUCCACCAGGCUCUGCGGGAAUCGCGGACGGGCAAGGAGCGAUCGGAAUUGUUGAUUUCCCGUCUGGUCCGAUUGCACUGGGAACCGCGCCAUCUGGAACAGGUGAAAAGCGAAUUCCGUCGGAGAUACGGAGAGCGACUGGAAGAGGCCAUUGCCGAGGAAGUUUUGACCAGCAGCAGCAGCGAUGACUGGGGCGAGUUCUGUAUUGGCUUGGCGCGCAGUUCCAAGGUGCUGUCGAAAAAGGGCUAA